AAUAUUUAUUUUGGUAAUUUUUGUUGAUAACUUUGUAUUUUGUAACUUUAUCAAGCAACUAUCUCGGAUUCGUAUUCUUUUCUCUCUUAAUUUUUAAUUUUAUUUACGUAGGUAACAUAUAUGAAGAGGACCCAUUAUUGAUUUAUUUAAACUUUACAAGCUUAUCAAGUUUACCUGUUUGAGGCUUUCCAUAAUAUAAAUUUUUAACAUGGAUGCCUGAAAACUAGAAAGCAAGUAAGUCUCAAUCAGUUAAAUGAACUUCUGGAAUUUAUGAAAUGUCAUCCAGACUUGGCUAGAGGAUUAACAAGAGGUCGCCGUGGGAAAUUGCAUUCAGUAAAAUCUUGGAAUUCGUGUGCUAAAAAACUAAAUGCUUUAGAAGAUGGAACUACAAAAGAUGCCAAGGGUUGGUCCAAGUAUUGGUGUGACUGGAAAUACAGAGUUAGAAGACGAGCACUAGAAUUGAGUGUCGCUAAUGAGAACAACAGAAAGCCACCGGAUGGCAUGAUACCUUUGUCUCGAUUAGAGGAAGGUGUAUUGAGCGUCAUAGGAGACAACGCCAUCGAUGGAGUUGUCAUCAAAACAGAUCCUUUGGCUAAUGAUCAAGAAGAAGAGGACACAGAUUUUAAUAUGAGCAAUGGGAACACUGCAACGUUCACUGAUGAUAUAGUUCCCGUGUUAUUUUUCGAUUGGUGUUUACCAAAGACUUUUCGUUUAACUGUGCCACAUUAAGAUCGACACGAAGCCGGAAGCGACGAUAUUCCUCUAGAGAUGUGUCAGAGGUCGAUGCGUCAGAGCGAGAUGGCUGUGAACUAAGCAUUUCACGCGAGUCCAAAUCCAAGGAUGAUUGCAACGAACGCAUUAGUGAUAUUAGAGGCCAUGAUGAUGACGCGGCAGAAUUUUUACGUUUGGAAAAAGAAAAGAUAAAAAAUUCGAACAGUAUUCGAGAAUCCGUACAAACGAUAGCGUCACAAAUAACAAGAAUGGCGGACAUCAUGAGCACUAUGAGAGACUUUUUACUCAACACCAGAACAAGUGUUUAAGUAAACAUUAAAUUCAAUAUAUUAAGAAGUUAAGAUAGCGUGCGUAGUGUUUUGUAUCAUAUUAGUGUAAUAAGAAUCUUGAAUAAACUUUUGUUUGUGACUCUAUUUCAAUAUAUACUGGUACUGUUCAUCAUUAUCUCAUUUAAUUCAAGACUGAUUAUUUUUAUUUAAUUUAUAAAUUACCUAUUGUUGUAUAAGUUAUAUAUUAUAUAUUGUAUUGUAAUUAUGUAUUGUAGUAAUUUAAAAAUUGUCAAUAAAUAUAGACAACCUUUUACU
Messenger RNA from Parnassius mnemosyne (clouded apollo), 1316 nucleotides. Lineage: Eukaryota; Metazoa; Arthropoda; Insecta; Lepidoptera; Papilionidae. The record is from the annotation of a GenBank genome assembly.